Setaria italica (foxtail millet) is the source of this 3093-nucleotide messenger RNA. Its product is annotated as probable polyol transporter 4. Bases 997 to 2622 code for a protein of 541 amino acids. Gene Ontology annotation, cellular component: membrane. NCBI's taxonomy places the organism in Eukaryota, Viridiplantae, Streptophyta, Magnoliopsida, Poales, Poaceae. Gene Ontology annotation, biological process: transmembrane transport. Gene Ontology annotation, molecular function: myo-inositol:proton symporter activity; carbohydrate transmembrane transporter activity. The transcript has 4 exons. The record is from RefSeq and is a predicted model, not a curated record.
AUGAUAUUCACAUUUCCACAGAGAAAGCGUUCUUUCUGCCAUCUGGGUUUAGAGACUCAACUUAAAUAGAACGUUGGUGGUCAACUGUGGCUCUGGAAUCUUGCUGGUUGCUGCCAAUAUAUAAGUUGGCAUCUAUCAAUGGCUGUAUUGGGAAACAAUAGGGAAUCUUGUUUAACAUGGUUUAGAAGAUUGUUUGUCAUGUUCUCAAGUUACACGUACAUAAAUAUGCUACAGAAAGUUUAGCAUUUGACGUCAUAUCAGAGCAAGUAAUUUGUCAGCCAUGCUUGCCUCCUAUUGUUCCCGGUUCUGCACAUGCAACUAUAAGCAAAGCUGCUUCUGAAGAACAACGUUUGGUGCCACCUGAGCAGGGAUUUCAGGAACACUAUGGACGAUACACAAGAACUUAGGAAUCCUGGUGAUUUCGUGUCUGUUAUUAUUUGUGUCAAUUGAUUUUACUGUACAUUAUCCAUAGCCAGUGUUCAUAGGUUGAUGUCCAUAGAACUUUUGAGCCCAAACUUUGUACUGUUUGCGUAGGUUCUUAAAGUUGUAAUACAGUCGGUCAGUACUGCAGUACGCUCGCCAGCUUAUGGUUGUGGUCACACAAUUUUCUGGUUCAAGCUUGACGUCCGUGGCGAACUGACCUGCUACCAAAUGCGAUUUAAUUUGGUCGUUGGCGUGUUGACCAGAUACCAAAUGGAAUCAGACAUGGCACGAAUCACACAGAUCCCCCUGUGUUUGAGGCACUGGCUCACAAAUCACCAAGAAUCCAGGGGGCUUGUACGAAAGACGCCACAUUUGAAAAUGCGACCCCCGACGCGAUGAGAGUUGAACGACGACCAAAUCGCCUGUCGCGAAAAGUACACGACGAACGUACCAAAAAUUUCUUCGUCUUCCUCCUCCGUCCUCAGAUCCAGCACUAUUGCCAUUCAAGAGCCACCGAAACCUCUUCUGAACGGGAGUAAAUUGGGAAGAAAGCGCGGGAAGGCGGAGCAGAGGAUGAUGCUUCCCAGCGCCGAGUUGUCGGCGGCGUCCAGCGGCGGCGGCGCCAAUGGCCUGCCAACCUUGCCGGAUUUCAUGGGCAGGAAGAGCAAGUACAUGCGCAUGGACGACGUGCUCCCGCCGGAGCAGGAAGGGGACGACGGCGGCGGCGUCCGUGUCCGUGAGCGCCAGAGCAGCAGGAGAUACGUCUUCGCCUGCUCCGUCUUCGCCUCCCUCAACUCCGUGCUGCUCGGCUACGAUGUUGGUGUGAUGAGCGGUUGCAUUCUGUUCAUUCAGAGGGAUCUCCACAUCAACGAGGUGCAGCAAGAAGUCCUGGUCGGGUGCCUCAGCUUCAUCUCCCUCCUUGGCAGCCUCGCCGGCGGGAGGACGUCGGACGCCAUCGGCCGCAAGUGGACCAUCGGCCUCGCCGCCGUCGUCUUCCAGGCCGGCGCGGCCGUCAUGACGUUUGCUCCCUCCUUCCGCGUCCUCAUGAUCGGCCGGCUGCUGGCCGGCAUCGGCAUUGGGUUCGGCGUCAUGAUCGCGCCGGUGUACAUCGCCGAGAUAUCCCCCGCCGCAUCCAGGGGCUCGUUCACCUCCUUCCCGGAGAUGUUCAUCAACCUCGGAAUCCUUCUCGGGUACAUCUCCAACUACGCCUUCUCCGGCCUCCCCGACCACAUCAACUGGCGCGUCAUGCUCGCCGUCGGUAUCCUCCCGUCCGUGUCCAUCGCAUUAGCGCUACUCGUGAUCCCCGAGUCGCCGCGGUGGCUAGUCAUGCAGAACAGGGCCGACGAGGCGCGCGCCGUGCUGCUCAAGGUCACUGACAGCGAGGACGAAGCGAAAGAGAGGCUCGCCGAGAUCGAGGCUGCCGCCGCCGCCACGAACGCCGGCAAGUACGGCGACAAGACGGUGUGGCAGGAGCUGUCGAGGCCGUCGCCGGUGAUCGCCCGGAUGCUCGUCACCGGGCUGGGCAUCCAGUGCUUCCAGCAGAUCACCGGCAUCGACGCGCUGGUGUACUACAGCCCGACCAUAUUCCGGGACGCCGGGAUCACCACCGAGAGCCAGCUCCUAGCCGCCACGAUCGCCGUCGGGUUCUUCAAGACGGCGUUCAUCGCGCUCGCCAUCGUGCUCAUCGACCGCGUCGGCCGGAAACCGCUGCUCUACGUCAGCACGGCCGGCAUGACGGUGUGCCUGGCGGUCCUGUCCGCCGUGCUCUUCCUCCUCGCGCACGGGUGGGUGUCGAGAGGCGCCGGCAUCGCCGUCGCCAUCCUGACGGUGUGCGGCGACGUGGCGUUCUUCUCGGUGGGGAUCGGGCCCAUCUGCUGGGUGGUGAGCUCUGAGAUCUUCCCGCUGCGGCUGCGCGGACAGGCCGCGGCGCUCGGGGCCGCGGUGAACAGGGUGACCAGCGGCGCGGUGGCCAUGUCGUUCCUGUCCAUCUGCCGCGCCAUCUCCGUCGCCGGCGCGUUCUCCGCGUUCGCGGUCAUAUCCGCCCUCUCCGUGGUGUUCGUGCAUAAGUUUGUGCCCGAGACUAGCGGCAAGACGCUGGAGCAAAUCGAGUUGCUGUUUGGUGGCGGUGGCGACGGCGAGGGGCGGGGAGAGCUGGAGCUCGGCGACGUGGAGCAAUUGGUGCAGAAGGGAAAAGUGUGAUAGCUACACGCGACGAAUGGAGAAGUCCUCUGAUCGUUCAGCUCAGCACUACAACUGUUCGCUGUUUUCUAGCAGGGUAUAAACUGGAUUGCUGAUGCCAUGGUACAGACAUGCUGAAGGUGUAACUGAAACGCAGUGGUUCAGCUUCCAAGUGAUGGAAUUGCAGGACGCGGGCACAGACAUGCUAGAGGUGACACUGAUCGCUUGGAGGUGGUAGCAAGUGACGGAUUCAAACUCACUUCAUUUUUCCCUCAUGCAGAGAGCAAUGGUUGUUUUUCUCCUUGGUGAACACUGAACUAAUAGACACACAUUGACACAGUAUACGUCCAUAGUCAGUUCUGUGUACUAACACUCUUCGCAACUUACAAGUUACAACACAGUUUCUUCCCUCCUCUUUUGUAUGUCAGACGUUACAAUGAUUAUGACCUUACUGGAAACUAUAACAUGGGUUAAUUUCAAGAACUUCCAGAA